Nelumbo nucifera (sacred lotus) is the source of this 1113-nucleotide messenger RNA. RefSeq lists its product as uncharacterized. Lineage: Eukaryota; Viridiplantae; Streptophyta; Magnoliopsida; Proteales; Nelumbonaceae. The record is from RefSeq and is a predicted model, not a curated record.
GCUGGAGUGUCAACGGUAUCUGACGGAGGCCAAGCUUAUUGCUGCGGGCCUAAGUUCGGGUACGAUGGACUCUCGAGGGACCCGAGGUGGGCACUUGUUCCAGGGCAUGAAGAGGAGAAAACAGGUGGCUAAUCGAGCUCGCGCCGAACCACCCCUGGGUGCGGAGCCUGAGAUGGUUCCUCUUAUGCAGGAGCCGGCGGGGGCUCCUUAUGCCGAAACCACACACACAGGGGCUCCCGCUUACUCUGAGUCCGCCCAUACGCGAGCUGGGCCGUCGGGCUCGGAGGCCCCGGGGGACUUCAGGAGCAUGCUGUCGCCUGUUCAUGCUCUUCAAUGGAGUAAGGAGGCGAUGUUUCCCGAGGAAGUUGCGGCGUGGACCGAGCUCCCUCUGCACCAAGUGGCCUGCCGUGCCGUUACUCAUGCUAUGGUGGUGAACUCUUCCAUUCACGCCUUAGCGAACCAGGUGGAGAGAUGCUCGAGGCAGGCGCGAGCUGCCGAGGAGGCUGCUCGAACUACCGAGGAGGCUGCUCGUGCUGCCGAGGCUGCUGCUCGCCUCGCACAGUCUAGGCAGGCGAGAUCUCAGAGAGAUGCUGAGGCCAUGGGAGUGGUGGUGAAGCAUAUGGCGGAAUUGAAGCUGGUCCUGGAGCACUAGGUCGAGUAUCUUCAGGAGGAUAUCAGGGAGAGGACUCAGAUCUUCUCUCAAGGCAUCGAAGAUGCGAAGAAGAAACCUGUCAGUGAUUAUAUUGCUUCGUCGGAUUUCGAUGAUCUGAUGGUGGACUCCUACAUGAGGGGUUUCAAACUAAGCCGGUGGAUGAUUCGGAAUACGUACCCCGAGCUCGAUACCAGCGCCAUAUCCACUUCGCACAUUACUUAAGAGAUGGCUAAUGCUGCGGAUGCCGAACCAGACUUCGAGGGGGAGGCAGGUCCUUCGGGUGUUGUCGAAGUGGCUUCUGAUAAUGAUGAAAUUGCCCCUGGCUUGUAAAAUGGCUUUCCUGAAAUGAAAUGACCCCUUUUUUUUUGAAUGUACACACCUCUAUCUGAAAUGAAAUGGCUUUUUGUUCAAGUGCUGGUUGUCCUGUCUUCGAGCUGCGUUUUUUGCCGAACUGACCAUUU